Molecule: messenger RNA, 2299 nt
Organism: Onthophagus taurus
Lineage: Eukaryota; Metazoa; Arthropoda; Insecta; Coleoptera; Scarabaeidae
Product: BBSome complex member BBS7
Biological process (GO): cilium assembly; intracellular protein localization; intracellular transport
Cellular component (GO): membrane; BBSome; neuron projection
Molecular function (GO): protein binding
Source: RefSeq, a predicted model, not a curated record
CAAGAAAAUCAAUAGAGAAAAAAUCAAUACAUACUGCUAUAGAAACUCAACAUAAACAAAAAUGAAUUUGGAAUGUUAAAGAAGUAAUGUAAAAUAGUUGAAUUAAAAUGGAGUUGGAAUUAUAUAGAAUUGAUUACACAGUUGUUGGAGUAACUUCAAAUAAUUGUAUGAAAUUGAUACCAUCAUCUUGCAGAGAACAACAAAAGAUUGCUGUAGCUGAUAACGAUGGAGUACUCCAAGUAUUUUCGGUUAAAAAAGAAGAUAUUCAAUUGCAUUUUAAAACUUUACCAGGUUCAAAAAUAUCCUCAUUGCAAUUAGCUGGAGAAUAUGAAAAUUUAGCAGAUAAAAUGUUCAUCGCAUCAGAAAAUGAAAUAAGAGGUUACACAAAAAAAGGAAAAUUAUUUUUAAGUUUUGACACAAACUUAACAGAACCGAUUAUUUCAAUGUAUAUCUUAGGAAACGAUCUCUUCGUUUGUGGUAAACACAUUUUUAAUCACUAUAGAGAUUGUAAAGAUAUCGGUUCUUAUUUAUGUGGCGAUUGUAUCGUGGAUGUUCUGACUUUUCAAUCGGAGAAAACGAAACGAUUAAUUUCAUUAAUCGCUUGUGAAGGUCGAAUGAUUAGAGCAUUGGAACAUGCGAGAGUUACAAUUAGUGUUGAGGUUGAGGCUGCUCCGACAGUUUUAUAUUUAUUAGAACAAAAUGGGAGGCAUAUUCUUUUUGGAACAGUCGAUGGAAGGAUUGGAAUUUUAGAUGUUGAAAGUAAUCAACCUUUUAAAAGGUGGUUGAUUGAUAAUAAAAAAUUUUCUAGUGGGAUUUCAACGAUUUAUUCUUAUGAUAUAACUGGGGAUGGAAAUAAAAAUUUAUUUUUGGGGCGAAACGAUGGGAACAUUGAGAUUUACACGAUUAAUAUUUUAGAUGAGUUAGAUACAUCUUAUUUGUUAUUCGUUAAUAAUUGUAAUGAAAGUGUUACUUCAAUACAAUGCGGAUUUGUUGGGAGUAUUUAUCACGAAGAAGUUCUUAUUUGUACUUACACUGGAAGAAUUUUUGGGUUAACUCCUGAAAGUAACGAAAAAAAUAUUGCGACAGAUACAAUAAGUGGAAAUUACAGUUAUUCUUCUGAUACUAAAUUAAAAAUUUCUAAAUUAAAAUUAGAAUUAGAAGAACUUCAAAUAAAGGUAACUAAAGAACGUGAAAAGUACCAAACAGCGACUUUAUCAUAUUUAGACGACAUCACAGUAAUUCCAAAUUGUCCUAUAAAGGAUUCGAUGGUUCUUUCGAAAUUGGGAGCCUCUUACGUUUUAUCUUUAGAGGUUUCAAUGCCGAUAGAUAACAUUCUUCUUCAAAGUGAUGUUCCAUUGGAUUUAUUGGACGUUGAAAAAAAUUCCGCCGUUGUUAGUUAUUGCAACAACAAAGAUGAUCGAAAUUAUUUAUUGGCUACAUAUCGUUGUCAAGUGAAUACUAAUCGAUUAGAAGUGAAUGUAAGAACAAUUGAGGGCCAAUAUGGAAUUUUACAAGUUUAUAUAACCCCAAUUAUACAACCAAAGUUUUGCCAAGUUCGGUUUUACGAAAUAAAACCUUUAAGUUUGCAUUUGAGAAUACAUCAUUUCGAAGAAAAUAAACCAUUCAACACUUUAACAAUUAAAGGAAGUUUUAGUUUAGCUGAAAUGCAUUCUUGGGUUUAUCAAUGUUUACCGGAAGUGCCUGAAAAACCUCAAUUAAUCGAAAAAACUGAGUUGUAUUUUCAAUCGACGUUUUUGGGAACUAUUUUAUAUUGUAGUUAUUGGAAAGGAGAGGGUGUUUUUAAGUCAGAUAACGUAUCAACAAUAUCAAUAUUAAAAGAAUUUAUGUCGAAAGAAGCCACCAAGAAGAAAAUUAAAGUCGAUAUAACAGUUUUUAUAAAUGAUGAAAGUAUUAAUCACGUUUUAAAAACGAUCGAACCCAAAUUAAAGGACCAUAUUGAUUUGGUAACAAAAGUUUCAAUGUUGGAUGCGUUACAUGAACUUGAAGUGAAUGAUGAACAAUCUUUAAACAGUCUAUCACCAAAAUACAAAGAUUUAUUGGCUAAUGAAACUAAAUUAAGAGCAGAAUAUGUUCAACAACCUUCUUACUUGGAUCGUUUUUACGGUGUAAUAACAGAUUUAUACGUAGAUUAUCACAAAUUAAAAGGAGUUAAUGUUAAAACAAAGGUGCCCAAAUUACUGAAUUUAUUAGAUAACUUUGAUUAUGAUACAGUUUUAGCAGAGUUUAGGCCUGAAAUUGUUAAUUAAUUAAUAACUAAAUAAACCAUGAUUUUUAAUUA